CGUACAGCAGCUCCGCGUGCGUGCGCAGCAGCGCGCCCCGAGGCGCGUCCCCACCGAGGCGGAACAGCAGGUGCAGCGCGCUUCCGCGGCGCGCCAGGAGGACCAAGCGCGACUGCGGCACAUCGUCUUCGUGGUCCGCGGCAGGGCCUGGGAACAGCAAGCUCGGCAGAGCCCGGGAGGCGGCGGGCGCGAGAGCGCGGUUCCGCAGCAGGCGUAGGGCCAGCCGCACGUCCCCAGACUCCAGCGCCACGAAGCUGCGCAGCCCGAGCGGCCCUCCCGGUGCGUUGAGCCGCCUCUCUAGCGCCUCGCGUACGCGGCUGCGGCCCGCAAAGCGUCGGUACACGUGGAGCAAAUAGCGCGCCCACUGCAGCGCCCUGCGUACCUUCGCGGCGUCCCACGUGCUCACCAGCGUCCCACACGACACGGCCAGCAGUUCGGAGAAGCGCUCCGUUUGCUGCACAAGCGGCUCCAUGGCGGCCGCAUCCGCCCUGACCUUCCGAGGCGCGAGCCGAUUGGACGUGAGCGUGAGGGCCCGCCUCAGCCUGCUGUGUCAUUGGACGACGGCCGUGUCAGUCUCGCCACAGGGUUUCCGGGGCACAUUGGCGCUGGAAAUGAACUAGGAGAAAGCCACACUUGUACUCUGGGUCCGGGAGAGGACUCGCGAUUGCGUGUUUGUGCGCCAGGAUUUUAUGUGCCCUUUCGUUUUAAAAAUGCCAGUGGUAAACAUUUUGGCGCUUCCCCGAAAGGGGACCGAUGUUCAUCAUUCUUAGCACUGCGGAUGUGAUCGGUUUGCGAACUCAAAGCUCUUAAAUGACCAGUUUUCCUGGUACUUGUGGAACCAGGACCCUCACAGGCUGUGCUGUAUCCCCGAACUUUUUUCUUUUUCCCUUAUUUAUAUUAUUUAUUGAUUCUGAGGAAACCUAUCACUAAAUUGUGCAUGCAGCCUUUCAGUUUGCAAUUCUUCUGCUUCGACUAACCUAGUGACUGGCAGCACUAUCCUGAGGCAUACUGGCCAAGCAGUAAAUGAAAGUCUAAGCUCAAAUGAAUCUAUUUAUUUAUGCUAGACUCUGAAAAGUGCUGGGCAUUCAUAUCAGAACAUAUAGUUAAGCCAGAUUUGUUUAGAUUUUAUAGUCCAGACUAUAGUGUUUGGCCUUGUGAUUUUAUUUUAGUCUAACUGUAUGAUGGGUUUUAAAGUUUCUGGUCGUAGCUGUUAGGAAUUACAGAGGUCACUGGUUCAUCCACUUACUGAAUACUAAGUCACGUGGUAUGAUAGCAAGUGAGGUACGGGAUUAGAGCAGUAGAGAUAAGUGUAGUUAAAUGCCACUGUAUCCCACAGGAAACACUAACAUUCCUUAGUCUUUCAACUUAACUUCAUAAUGUGGUAGACAGAAGUAAGAGUCACUAGAUCAUAGAUGUUAGGGAAAGCCCCAUUAAACUUUCCUUUCAACUGAAUGCCCAAAGGACACAACUCUGAAAAAGCCUCAAGGCCAUGGGAAGCAUUAAGUCUUAAACCAUCAGAAUGAAAACCAGAUCUAAUCCAGGAUGAGAAAGAAGUCCAAAACAGCUUCAUUUCCAAGUGGCUGGGACAGUGCAGAGAACCUUGAGCAGCACUCACCUUUUCAAAGCCAGUAUUAUGUUAAAUCUCAGCUCCACAGUGAGCAUGUCAACUCUUAGCUUCCUGCCUCUAUUGCAGUGCUUGCCUCCUACCACGAUGGACUUUAGUCCUACUGGAACCCUGAAACCUGUUUUAUAUGUGCCUCUCAAAUGUUCUUUGCUGGAGUAUCAUUUGCCUGGAUGUGAAAAGACGAGAUACAUUGCUCUAACAGAAGCCAGAAGCCACAUUGCAUGGUGUUAGGAGUGGAUAAAUGAUGUGCACUGCCCUGAGCCCCAAGGUUCGCAGUGGACCUGGCCUGUCUGAUAUGCAUCAGUACAGCCAGUGGCUGGCCAGCAGACAUGAAGCUAAUUUGCUGCCAAUGAAAGAAGACUUGGCCUUGUGGCUAACCAAUCUAUUAGGGAAAGAGAUAACAGCAGAAACUUUCAUGGAGAAGUUGGAUAAUGGUGCCUUGCUCUGUCAGCUUGCAGCAACUGUGCAGGAGAAAUUCAAAGAGAGCAUGGAUGCCAACAAGCCUGCCAAGACCCUACCACUGAAGAAGAUUCCUUGCAAAGCCAGUGCACCUUCGGGCUCCUUUUUUGCCCGAGACAACACAGCCAAUUUCCUAUCCUGGUGCCGAGAUUUGGGAGUUGAUGAAACAUGUCUUUUUGAAUCUGAAGGCCUGGUUCUGCAUAAGCAGCCCCGAGAAGUGUGUCUCUGUUUGCUAGAACUUGGUCGGAUUGCAGCCAGGUAUGGUGUGGAGCCCCCUGGUCUGAUAAAGCUGGAAAAAGAAAUUGAACAAGAAGAGACACUUUCUGCCCCGUCUCCUUCACCUUCUCCUUCAUCAAAGUCUUCAGGAAAGAAGAGUACUGGAAACUUACUGGAUGAUGCAGUAAAAAGAAUCUCUGAAGAUCCUCCCUGUAAGUGCCCAACCAAGUUCUGUGUGGAGCGGCUCUCUCAAGGUCGAUACCGAGUGGGAGAGAAGAUCCUCUUCAUCAGGAUGCUGCACAACAAGCAUGUGAUGGUCCGUGUGGGAGGAGGCUGGGAGACCUUCGCAGGCUAUCUGCUCAAGCACGACCCCUGCCGCAUGCUGCAGAUCUCUCGUGUGGACGGCAAGACAUCCCCUGUCCAGAGCAAAUCCCCAACCCUGAAGGACAUGAACCCAGAUAAUUACCUAGUGGUCUCUGCCACCUACAAGGCUAAGAAGGAGAUUAAAUGAAACUGAUCUCUGAGAGAGGACUCAUGCAAUGGCCUGUGUCCAUUCUCCAGUGUAGUCAGUGUAGUUCACAUGCUCUGAAAAACCACACAUCAGGCAGGAAAAUACUCAAAAGGUAGCACUAUUUAUUUUUAAUGCAUCUGUAGAAUGUUGCCUAUGGAGAAAAAUUCUAAACUCAACGAAAUCAGAUAAAUUGUAAGCAAAUCAUUAUUUUUCAAUAUGUGAACAUAGUAUUAGAACAAACCUUGUUAGGAACUAAGUUCUAGGUACAGCCAUUGAAGGUGAUCAUGACUAGGAGACUGUUUUUACAUAUAUGAGUAGGUCAACAGAAAGUGCCUGCUGUAUGUCUAUGAGCUAAAGCACCCCAGAAACUUUUAUAAUGGCGGGAUUUUAUAACUAUUUUUUACAAAGUGACAAUGUGAUAAUGUGCUACUAAAAUUUAUCUGAGAGCACUAUAUAGUCCAGAGUUUUCUCAGCCAUAAUACUUAACUGGAAAGGUUACUUCAGAGAUGUUUACAUUGACUUGGAAGAUUGCCUUAAAGUUCAUCUCUGAUCCCUGACCAGAGCAACCUCUGGGGUACUUUUGGAUGUUGCCUGUGCAGCCCCUUAGGAUAGCAGGUACCUUUUACACACAGAGAAGCUGUGUUUAGGAUGAUCACUUAGUGAAAUACACAUGCCUAAGCUAGCAUACAUUCACAUUUUGAUGUGUGGACUGCACAGUCAAAUGUUCAUCAACCUUGUGAUUUUGUUUAUUUCAAGCAUUUUCUUAUUAAAAUAUGUAUCUUUAGUUAGUCCUCUUCUGCUGUGCUGUCUCAUGAAAUAAAUCCAUGUAGUGAAUGAUGUUACAGACCCGUAUACCCAGGACAGGGCUGCUUUGUAUCAAUACACAGCAAGAUAUUGUCCACACUGAUUUAAAAAUUAAAAACAAAAAGUUAAAAAAAAACCCACACAUUAUCUGUCUCUGUAUCAGUGCUUCACUCUUAAAUAAAGUUAAUCUUCAAAACUACUAAUUU
This is a messenger RNA of Mastomys coucha (southern multimammate mouse), 3820 nucleotides long. RefSeq names its product growth arrest specific 2 (gene Gas2). Gene Ontology annotation, biological process: actin crosslink formation. Lineage: Eukaryota; Metazoa; Chordata; Mammalia; Rodentia; Muridae. Gene Ontology annotation, molecular function: microtubule binding; cytoskeletal adaptor activity; actin filament binding. The transcript is spliced from 10 exons. Gene Ontology annotation, cellular component: actin filament. The record is from RefSeq and is a predicted model, not a curated record. The coding region runs from base 1866 to 2810 and encodes 314 amino acids.